AGAUAUUCUCCAAAGCAUCAGAAUUGAUGCUUUCUAUUGUCAGGUCACCUGUUCCAGUUAUUGCCAAAGUUAAUGGUUUAGCAGCUGCAGCUGGUUGCCAGCUUAUAGCAACAUGUGAUAUAACAGUUUGUUCAGAUAAGAGCACUUUUUCUACACCAGGGGCAAACUUUGGAAUAUUUUGUUCAACACCAGGAAUCGCUGUAGCAAGAUGUGUGCAGAGGAAAACAGCACUUCAUAUGUUAUUAACAGGUUUACCAUUAACUGCGAAUGAAGCUCUUACUGCUGGCUUGGUUUCAAAAGUAGUAUCUGAAGAACUACUGGAUGAGGAAAUUGACAAAAUAAUAUCCUCCAUUGUUUCUAAAAGCAGACCAAUCAUAGAAUCAGGCAAAAGAUUUUUCUACGAACAAGCUAACAUGAGUAUGGAAGAUGCUUAUGAGCUAGGUACAAAUGUUAUGGUGAGCAACGUUAAUUCAAAUGACGGGCAGGAAGGCAUUAAGAGUUUUGUGGAAAAGAGGAAACCUUCAUGGAGUCAUGUUAAGUGAAAGAGGAAUGCAUAUUAAAAAAUACUCAACUGAAUUGAAUUGUAAAUAAAAGGAUAUCAUGUACAAUAUUUUAUGUA
Ctenocephalides felis (cat flea) is the source of this 619-nucleotide messenger RNA. RefSeq names its product enoyl-CoA hydratase domain-containing protein 3, mitochondrial-like. Gene Ontology annotation, molecular function: hydro-lyase activity. Gene Ontology annotation, cellular component: mitochondrion. The transcript has 4 exons. Bases 27 to 542 code for a protein of 171 amino acids. The record is from RefSeq and is a predicted model, not a curated record. NCBI's taxonomy places the organism in Eukaryota, Metazoa, Arthropoda, Insecta, Siphonaptera, Pulicidae.